UUGGUAGAACUUCAAAAACAAUCAUUUCCUUUUCUUAUUUUUGAUUACAAAAUGUUGUUAAACAAAGACUUGGAUGAUGAUGUCGAAAUUCGUAGACUUUGGUCAGAAAGCAUUUAUAAUCAAGAUUAUCAACAAACAUUUGUAAAGACUGAUGAAUUUUAUGAUUUUAUUAUUAUUGGAGCUGGAACUGCUGGAUGCGUUUUAGCAAGAGAAUUGAUUUACAAUAUCCCUAACAUUAAUAUUUUGGUAUUAGAAGCUGGUCCAUCAGAUACCCAUAUUAAUGAUAUAAUGCGUUCACCAUGCGCCUCUUCUACGGUUUCUCGAACAAGUGAAACAGAUUGGGGUUAUUUCACUGAAGUUCAAAAAAUGCCUGGUACUGUUGAUCCUACUGAAGAAGUAUUAAAUAAAAGUUUUCCCUAUCCACGUGGCAAGGUUAUUGGAGGAUGUAGUAGUGUGAAUGCAAUGGCUUAUAUGCGAGGUCAUAAAGAUGAUUAUGAUAGUUGGGCUGCUCAAGGUCCUGAAUACAUUAUUUGGAACUAUCAUCACUGCCUUGAAGCUUUCAAAGCGGUUGAAAAUAAUGCACGUAAAAAUUCAGAUGAAGAAUUUAAAAAUUAUCAUGGAUUCAAUGGUUUGCUUCAUGUACAAGAUUCUCCAGUUGAUAAAUUUGAUAUUUCUAAAGAUGCUUUUAAAGUCGCAAGAGAUUUUAAUAUUCCUUAUAAUAAUGAUUUCAAUGGGGUUCGACAAAAUGGAGUAGUAGGAUAUCAACGUUGUACAUUGGCUGAUGGUUUUUUGACAGAUGCAUUGAAAGAAGUUAAAAUAUAUCCUCCAAAACCAUUUAUUCAAGGAUGCCCUCAUCCACCACCAUUAGAUGAUAAUGUUGGCAAGUUCGUGGCAGUUAAUGUUAAAUCCUUUGCUCACGUGUUAAAUAUUAUUUGGGAUGAAAAAAAGAGCGAUAAGAAUGUUGCAAUUGGAGUGAGAUAUUUUUGUAAUGGUAGAAUUCACAAUUCUUAUAUUGCUCCAAAAGGUGAAGUUAUUAUUUGUGGUGGUGCUAUUAAUAAAGAAAAUAAUAUCAAAGUUCGUAAAGAAUUACCAGUUGGACGUAAUUUGUUGGAUCAUCCCUCAUGUUGCAUUGCUGCCACAGUUUCUGUUCCAAAUAGUACAAGUGUUUCUAAAUUGAAUUAUUCGGGUUUUGGAGUAGAUUUUGUAAUUUUUCACAAAGGUAAUAGUCAAGGAAAGGUUCCUAGUAAAAAUGAAUUCCUUGAUGAACGUCCUGAUAUUCAACUUUACGGUAUUCUUGAAAACAAUCCAACGGAAGAAAAAGAAUUUUAUUCUAUGUUAUCAUCUCUUAAUAUUCCAUCAAGUGUUGGUCAUUUGGAAUUACGUAGCUCUAAUCCAUUUGCACACCCAAAAAUAUUUCUUAAUUUCUAUCAAAAACCUGAUGAUUUGUAUAGAAUGAUGAGUAGUCUUAAAUUAUUAUGUGAAAUACUCAAAAAACCUCCAUUAAGUACUGAUUGGGGUGUAAAAAUAAUUGGACUAGAUAAUGUGAAUAGCGAUAAAGAAUGGGAAAAAUAUAUUCGUGAAAGGACAGCUUCAUCAUUACAUGCAUGUGGUACAGUAAAAAUGGCACCAGAAUCUCAAGGAGGAUGUGUCAAUCAUCGCCUUCAAGUUUAUGGAACAGAAAAUCUUCGGGUUAUUGAUGCAUCAAUUUUUCCAACUAUUCCAGCAGGUAAUACUAACGCUCCAACUGCUAUGGUCGCAUGGAGAGCAAGUAAAUUAAUUAAGGAAGAUUAUUAUAAAAAAGUUUAA
Molecule: messenger RNA, 1806 nt
Organism: Racocetra fulgida
Lineage: Eukaryota; Fungi; Glomeromycota; Glomeromycetes; Diversisporales; Gigasporaceae
Source: the annotation of a GenBank genome assembly